Messenger RNA from Saccostrea echinata, 3954 nucleotides. RefSeq lists its product as uncharacterized. NCBI's taxonomy places the organism in Eukaryota, Metazoa, Mollusca, Bivalvia, Ostreida, Ostreidae. Bases 1 to 3954 code for a protein of 1317 amino acids. Gene Ontology annotation, biological process: proteolysis. The transcript has 27 exons. Gene Ontology annotation, molecular function: metalloendopeptidase activity; zinc ion binding. The record is from RefSeq and is a predicted model, not a curated record.
AUGUCUGCCAAGGUUGCAAAGGGUGUCAAAGGAUUUAAAUCAAAAGGAAAAUUUUUCAAGAUCAUGGGACCCAAAGGCGAGGACAGACAGGCCUUCCAGAUCUUGGAGGAGUAUGAGGAAGUAAAAAGUCCUGAUGACGGGUCAUUUGAAGAGAAAAUACAAGAACAGGAGUUGAUUUAUUACCAGUAUAUAAAUCAGCGUAACAUUGCAAAGAAAAUAGGGGCGAAUCCAGACGAGGUGGAAAUACCAGAGAAAGCAAAAGAGUAUAUGAAAGCUUAUGGAGCUGACGUAUCUAAACAGGAUAAAAUGAAAGCAUCUCAAGCUCAAAGAAACAGUAAUAAACAAAGGAAAACGCAGUUAAUCCAGAAACUGAACAAGAAUAAAAAAGGCAGAAAGAAAGGAAAAUUCGGUAGACGGCGACAGAAGGGAAGAAGACGGCGACGACGAAAUCGAGAGUGGAAGGGGCGUGGCAAACGUAUGGCGAUAAGGGACGAGAACCGUUACUGGACCAAUGGAAUCAUCCCUUACGUAUUUACAUCCGAAGUUAAAUCAAAGGAGGAACGCCUGGGCCGACUCCGCGCUCAUAGACGAUAUGAAUACUGGACCUGUAUCAGAUUUGUCCCUUGGACAAAAACCACGGCCAGAGAGUACGGGCUGGACCACAACAACUAUCUAAAACACGUCGACAAUAAAGGAUGCUGGUCAGUCCUAGGAAACACAAGAAGAAAUGGACAAAAGAUCUCCUGUUGUAUGGAUGAGUCCUGUGUACAUGAGAUUGGUCAUGCGAUGGGUUUACAUCACGAGCAGAAGAGUUACCUACACCACGAUUACAUUAGAAUUAACUUUCAAAAUGUAAUGCCAGAUCGCGUGAAAGAAUACGAGGAAGAAGAUCCGUCAAGUUCAAAGACGUUUGGCUACUAUGACCUCGGCACAUCGAUGCACUACAAUAAAUUUAUGUUCUCCGCUAACGCUGAGCCGACGAUGACAGUGUUAGACCCCAACCUUGAGUAUCUAAUGAUGACCCCUGACCCUUAUAACUAUUACAUGUUCUACGAAAUCUCUCAAACACACAGAUGUCAAGAAUUACGAUGCCCUGAUUUCACCAUGCAAUGUAAGAAUGGAGGAUAUGUAUCGUACAUCCGGGACAUUUGUACCUGUCGAUGUCCGGAGGGUCUCGACCCCAAAACUGGAUGUACAACUGUGUACCGUGGAGACGCUUCAUUACGAAGUGCCUCAUGGCCGUCCAGUGGGUUUUCAAUGCUGAAGCCCAAUGAUGGCUGCCCCGAGGGAUUUAAGGAGGGGAGUCUUUCUCUCGGUGUCCCUAGCUCCGAUCACUCCGAACUGUACAACAUAGAUACAGAGGCGGGUGAUGACGAACUCACGCUCAAGUUCUGUACGAAAGAGGAAAGCCCCGGAACAGAUACACAGUGGGAGCCCGGGCAGUAUUGUAUACUCAGCUCAAACACCAAGUGUCCCAGCGGAUUUGAAGAUGGAUUUGUUGUCAUUGACAACAAUAAAAACCCUCGUGUCAAGUCACUUCCGGUUCCUGAUAUCAAAGUUGACGAAAAUGUUGGUUUCCAUUUCUGUUGUCGUAAUGACGGAAGCUGGUUCGAUCAGAUUUAUUUACCCAGUAGUCAACCAUUUUUCUUGUUUGAAAGAGGAUACGAAUGUCAAGAAGUCAAAGACAUGAUGACGUCAAGUCAAUGGUUGAUGAUUGAGAAUGAUUUGUCUGGAGAAAAUAAAAUUGUUGGAUCCGCUCCAGAUAUAACCAUCAGACAAGACAGAAAUUACUUUAUCAACGUCUGCUACUACACCCCAAUAAACUAUGACUGUGGUGACGUGAUAGAACUAAGCAGAGAUAACCCCAGUACGACAAUAUCUUCUCCAAACUUUCCCAAUGAAUAUAAUCCACGCCAGCGUUGUCAAUGGACAAUUACGAGUCCACAAAACACAAGAAUGAGAAUGACGUUUGAGAAGUUUGAGGUAGAACUGAGAGAAGACGAUAAAUGUGGGGAUUAUCUUGAGGUCAAGUUUACACUUCCGGGUCAUCCUGGAAUCAACUAUUGUGGUUCUACAUUUGAACCCACGAUUCUUACAGAAAGGAAUUAUCUAGGCUUGGUUUUCACUAGUGGUCCUGAUGUAGUACAGAAAGGCUUUAAAGCGACUAUAUCGCUUUUAACAGAUCACGACCUUUGUUACACUGGAAAGGGAGAGAAUUACAGAGGAAACGUAAAUUUUACAAAAGACUUUGAGCCUUGUCUCCCUUGGAGUGAAGUCCAACACUGCCCACACAGUACAUUCAACUCACACGACCUUGAUGAUGGCCUUGACAGUAAUUUCUGUCGUAACCCUGGAGACGGAACUUCACCUUGGUGUUACAUCCACCGAGAGAAUUGUGAGAGGAACUACUGCGACCCCUGUGGACUGGGUCAUUGCUUUGAUAAAUACUUCGACUGUGAGGAGUUACUUUCUAACGGAACACAAGUGUGUGGACAUGACAUCGACAUCAAAUAUGGCUGCCGGAAGUCUUGUGGAUAUUGCAAAGAAAAACCCGAUUUGCCAGUUGACAAUGUCAAAUGUAAGACUCCUAACGACAUUGAUGACGCUAAACCUACGUCAUCAUUGAAGAAAAAGUAUGGCGUAGGGGAGAAUGUGACGUACAGUUGUAAUGGCGGACUGGAGAAAGAAACCCGACAGUGUCUUACAGAUGGCUCUUGGUCAGGAGGAAACUUUGUUUGUGGACGCUGUCCAAAUAAAUGGGUUCCAUUCAAAAAGUCUUGCUAUAAGUUUUUUGAUGUAGAAGUAAACAAAACAGCGGCAAAUGAACUUUGUCAUGCUUAUGACGCAGUUGUUACAUCAUCAAAAGAUGCAGACGAAGAUGAAUUCCUAGUUCACAUGAGGGGUGAUAUGCGACCUAUUUGGUUAGGUUUGGAGGAAGUCGCCGGAAGAGGGCGUCAUAGAUGGCAGGAAGACAUGUCUCAAGUCACGUGGACAAAGUGGAAAAAGGGUAAAAGUAGUGAGUGUGCGUACAUGGAUAGAGACGGCCAAUGGUCUGGUAUCAGGUGUAGUGUCCCAAAAUAUUUAGCUGUUGUCUGCAAAUUCAUACCAUCAGACCGCAGAAAAUGUGUCGAUGCUUCCUCAAAUUGUGUAGAGAAGAUAGAAUCAGAACCGGGGACGUGUAAAGAAUAUCCGGAUUUUGCAUGGCAGAGUUGUCCAGCAAGUUGUGGUCUAUGUCAAAACAAAGGUAAAAAUUGCAAGAUUCCAAGAUAUCCACGAAAUGCCAUUCAGUUAUCAAGGGGUUCUAUUAUCAGUACUGGGGAUGUAAUCGAGUAUGACUGUCGUAAGGGGUAUGUACUUACUGGUGGAAAUCUGCGAAGAGCUUGCCUCUCUUCAGGGAAACUUACUGGCGAACCGCCUAAAUGUACUUCUGAGCACAGUUUACCAACCGCUAAUUUUGACGUGGAAUUACGACAGCGCAGUCGCGAUGGCGGUGCAGACGGAGGUGCUUAUACAGCCCAAAAUGAGGCUAUGCGCAUUCAUAAAGACGGACGUCUUGUGAAAUGGGAAUUUUACAGUAUAUAUGAUGGUGUAUUGGCUCUUCAAGUGUGGCGAAAGUCAAAGACUGUUGGAAAAAAGAUUAGUUUUGAGUUAGUUGGUCAAAAUGUCAUUAAAAGUUCAAAGAACCACAGAAUUCGACGAUAUGUAGUCCCUUCCGCGGAACAGAUUAAUGUUAUGAAAGGAGAUGUUGUUGGAUUCUUUUUACCAAAGGACCUGAAAGGUGGUAUAACUUUAGAUAAAUGUAACAAAAAGUAUUCAGGCCGGACAUAUGGAAACCAGUUAGUUUAUGAUGGUCGUAAAAAGCUUCCAAACGACUGGAUAGUUGGGGAGACAUUCACAUUUAAACCUGAUAGCACCGACUGCAAGAUUAUCUCCAUGAAAGCUUUUGUGAUAUGA